This is a messenger RNA of Somion occarium, 4643 nucleotides long. The record is from the annotation of a GenBank genome assembly. NCBI's taxonomy places the organism in Eukaryota, Fungi, Basidiomycota, Agaricomycetes, Polyporales, Cerrenaceae.
AUAGCUGCCAUGAUGUCUCUCCUUUCCAUCUUUCUGUUUGCUCGGUGCUUGUCUGGUCUCUUACUUGGGUUGUUUCAAGAACAUAAUGAACUAACGAGAUGAUGCUAGGAAACCAUGGAAUAGUUUGGGAUCUCCCUUGAUGGCACUUCACUUCCACUCCUGCCCGGCAAAGGAAUAAUAGGUAUCUCAGACUGCUUUUGAUUUUGUCCCCCGCCUAAUCCAUUCAAAGCUAUGAUGCGUGUCAGUGAGUGCUAGUAAUGGUGCCUGUGAUACACCUUUCGUUGCGAUCGAGGUCUUAUAGGUUUUGCCCUACAACCUCAUAGGUUCGCUUGACCCUUUACCUGUCUUAGAUGCCUGUCUUCGGUGCGGAGUUGGCGUGUAUGCGCAUGUUCCCCACGUUAAACCACACCACUCAUUAGCUAGCCCUGCUGCCUUGUCACACCAGUACCAGAACGCGCGUGUGACGCCUUCCACGUGAUGGUGAUCCGUGACAGGUUCAUAAGGACGCGUUCUGAGCCGUCUGGCCACAUCCCUUCUCUUCUUUCCCCACAUCCUCCUCCCCUUUUACGAACCUUGCGACACCUUUGCGAUGAUUCUGCGUUACCUUUAUGCCGCUCUUUCAUCGGUUCUGCCACUGCUCUCCAUCUUCAGGCAGGGCGCGGUCCUAGAAUGGACUCGAACCCUCUCAUCCUCAGUUCUUCCCCAUUUUCUCGAACUUCCUCUUCGUGACCUGAUAGCUCUUCCACCCGCCUCGGAAUACAUCACAGAAUCCGCGACGGAUUUGGACCUCACUCUGUCUACUGUACCCGACCAGCUCCUUAACUCCAUUGAUAUCUACAGUCACCCCUUCAACGAAGCCGCUGCAGCCUUUUGGCGUUCUGUGAUCCCGUUUGCCGAUGUUUCUAAACAACAUGUCCUUUUAUAUGUCUUUGUGGCUUUGACGUCUGUUCUUCUUACAUGCUUUGUGUCCUUCGCUCGUCGCUCUUUCAACCGACCUCGGUCAACUUCUGUGGAAACUGCCCGUCUGGAUAUCCAAAGGUCUCUGGAACACAUUGACAAGAUGGGUGGUGUGCACUCGGAUUGUUCUGCUCCGCCUGUUCCUCCAGCGGAUUUAAAUGACGUAUGUCAAGAACAAACACAAGGCCCUGUGGAAACCCGUUUUCCAGUCACGUUUGCACCGUCGGAGACCCAUGGUGGAAAUGAAGAUACAGCUAUGGUUGAAUCUAUCCCUCUGUCAUCCUCAGACAUGACCGAUAGUGAUCUUCUUCCUCCCGAGGAACCGUUUCUCUUAUCUAUCAACUCUGGUCAUCAGAACACCCCCGAUCAGCACACCUUCGAUGUCCAUGCCUCCAUUGUAUUCGUCGAGACUGUGGCUUCGAAUCCGUCUGAGGAUAUCCAUCGUCCAUCUGAAGCUCAUACGUCAACAGCGGUUCAUGUGUUACCUCUUCAACACACAACCUCCACGAUCGUGGACGGCGUUCAUGACUCCGAGGUACUUUCUGAUUCGAUUGUCAUGGUACCUUCAGCCACUCCGUUCGACGAUGAAGCUGAUCUGUCGGACAUUGAAUUCGCGGAUCGUUCGACAGCCUCUGUAGUCGCGGAAAACUCCUCUAGUCUAGAACGCGUCGAAGUUACACUGAUGGUUGAAGAACAUUUACUGGAGGCUCUUACUGUCGCUGCUUCUCCUGAGGCUGAACAAAUCUCGGUUUCUGAUGUGUUCCAAGCACCGGUCGACAAUAGGGUCGAAGAGGAUGUUAUUCCCAUUGAUGGCCCUCCCUUCGUGGACACUCUCUUCUCAUCCAGUUCAAGUCCUGAGGUCUCCAGCCCACCUGUGCAGCCCACCGAUAGUGUUGACGUAGCGCCCCCCGCCGAAUUCAUCCCGGUGGAAGCAUCAAUCGCACUGGAACACGUUUCUACUGGCUCUCAUCCUAUGGAUUCUCUAGUUGCGGAUGUCGCAUCGAACUGCCAAUCAGGUUCGCUUUCUGUAACUUCUCCUGAUGAAUAUUUCUCCGAGUCGUCUCUGGAUCCGUCAACUAUGACUUCCGAUGAAGUUGCAUCAAGCCCUAUUCUUCAUCCUGCUACAAGUGCCGAAGAGAUGGAACUAUCGGAGGCGUUUUCCCUGAAAAAAGACUAUGUCACUCCACAGCCAGACUCUGCCGAGGAGGUGCUCCCGGCCGUGAAAAAUGACGAGAUUGUCGAUUGCCAACAUAUUAUCGUCUCGUCGUCUGAGGAUCUCGAUACGACCUUGAUCGAUGCUGCACCUUUGUUGCCUUCCGCCGAUAUUCUUCCUAAGAUGGUUGACAGCAAUGUAACGAAUAGUGACGAUGAGCACAGUGGUACGCCGUUCCCGCGUUUUCCUAAGGAGCGCAAUGUUUACCUUGAUGUAGGUGACGACGUCGUCUCCGUCAAAAACGAACAUUCAGACUCUGCUGACGUGGAUGUCAAGCAUCCUACUACCACCCCUGAGGAACCUGCUAUCAUCAUUGACCUGCAACAUGACAAGCCCGCUUCGGAUACUUUGGCUAACCCCCAGGAGCCAACCCCAUUCGCACCUCAUGCUCUAGCUGUCGAAGAUGUCUGUACUGCGACCCCUGGGGAGACCCUGCCCAUUGCGAACUCCUUCUCGCUUGAUCCCCUCCUGGAAACAUCGUUGCAGGCUGCGCAAGCUAAUCAGGUCGAAGAGAUUUCUACGCUCGGCGCAAAUGGUAUUGCCAAUCUGGCCCUAGAUGAAUCUUUCAGCUUUGUGAUCCACAAGGACGUCGCCUCAGCCUUCAUGCCGCAAGCUAGUUCUUCGGUUAUGGAUAUCCUGGCUGCUAGUUUUUCUAGUUCUUCAGGCUCCGAAGAGGACUUCAUUGUCGUACCGUCAAGUUCAUUCGAGCUCUCUUCCGCAGGGGCGCAGGACAUCGAGUCUGUUGUUUCAAUCGUUUCUCCGGCUGUCUCUAGUGAAUCAAGUCAUUCAAUCAUGUUCAAUGUCGACUUUCCUUUCAUGUCGGCAGAUCCUACUAUCUUCAACGCGUUUGGCGAACACUUGAACGAACAAGAUUGGACCUUGGUCAACAUCGCGCUCAACGAAGAAGGCAAGUUCGUCUUCGGGGGAAUGACUCUUCCAAUCGACGGUUCCCUUUCGUCUUUGACCAGUACAUCUCGUGUUUCUUCUCUUGAUUUUGACUCUCUUGCCGAACCUGGAUCAUUGGUUAUCGCUUCUCGCCACUCUCACUCCAAAUCGGAUUCGGAACUUCUUCACUUCCGCAAUGUUUAUCGAAAGGACGUUGAGCCUGUUUCACCCACCAAGUUUGAAGGCCCUGAGGAACAAGAAUUUCAUCAGCUCACUUUGCGGCAAGGAUUGAUCAAUCACGAUGAAGCGUUUGAUCUUUACGAGCCCCCGGAAGAGAUGAGAAUUGCGAUUCGCACGUUACGCCGAUUGCUGGACACUACUCGCAUUCCUGAGAAGCCUAGGGGCCGUGCUCGGACUCGCUCUCAAGCACCAACCCAAUUUCCUUAUGGUUUGACGGCAGAGGUUUUCCUGGGCUGGAUGCGUGAUGAAAAACUACGACGUACAACGUUUACAAAGUCUUUUGCUGAUGCUGUUCGUGGCAAGCCCUCUAUCUUGACCAUCACCUACAAUCCACCGACUUCUGGAGAGCCGCCUAAACCUGCCUUCAUAGGACCCAUGCCGGUAGUUGCUAGCAACAUCAACCGAAGUCGUGGAGGUCAGGAUAAAUCUCAAAUUCACCUGCAACAAGUCGAAAUCGAUCGUGAGAAGGCUCGUAAGAUGAGUGCAACGAAAGCACCUCGUCAUCCCAACUAUUACGUCGAACGCAGUUCUCGCUUGUCUGUAGAAUCCCAGUCUGCGACUGUGAGAACUCGCAGAAGUUCAACACCCGGCACAUUCAUGACCUCCCCAGUUACAGUCAACGAUCCUCCUGCGACCGGCGACAAACAGCGAACGCUUCACAGGGUUCGCUCGGACUCCGUUUUGCGCAGCAAGAGAUACCAGGGGCUUGAUUCGAACCUUCGGUUUGAACAUUUCGACAAGCCUUCCUCAGCUAACUUGAGCGAACGCUGUUCUUCCUCUGUUGAAGCCCCUCGUCAGUCAUCACUUCCUCGAGGUCGUAAGUCGGAGGUCGCACGUGCACCGCUCCUCGAAACAAUCGCCGCGUCUCCGCCUAUCAGUCCAUCUGGAACUUUGAACGAUAUCGUUCAGGCUCGGGACAAGAUGCCAGGCUUUGACGAAACGCUGGCUCGAUCCUUGGACUUCUCUACACCACCCCCGUCUUCCGUCAUUACUAUCUCUACUGGACAGUACGCUCGAGUUGACGACGAAAAUGCCCUGCUCGGCUUCAGAGAUGAUGGUUUGCAGUAUGAACAUGAGCAGUCCAGGCGGCCCAGUUCUAGCAGUGGCUCCUCCAGACGUAGCUCCUUUGUUCAGUCGACCAAACAACCGGUUUGGAAGCCAUAAUCGUUCUCGAAUUGUAUACCUAUUGUUUGGCUUUGUACAUGUACUCGCUGUUGUGUCCACAUGAUUUUUCUUCAAUAAACGUUAUAACAUGGCAGAUAUUCGACUUGAGAAGUUUGGCAGAGGCCAGCCUACAGACGACUGUCUUUCGAACGGUUAGUAUACAGAAUAAAUUGUGUCGUUGUCC